Clonostachys solani is the source of this 258-nucleotide messenger RNA. The record is from the annotation of a GenBank genome assembly. Lineage: Eukaryota; Fungi; Ascomycota; Sordariomycetes; Hypocreales; Bionectriaceae.
AUGUCCUCCGAGCCUAAAGACCCCUCCCAGGCCGACUCAGCAGUCUGGGACAAACAGACCCGACGCAACAAAUCCACCAGCGAAUUCUACGAUCCCUGCCAAGAGGCCGCGCAACGAAGCUACAAAUGUCUCUUCCGCAAUGGCGGCGACAAGUCGAUGUGUGGAGAGUACUUCCAGGCCUACCGUGACUGCAAGCAAGCUUGGACUGACAAGCGACGGGGAGUUCCAUCGAAACCGAAAGAGUCGACAUCAGAAUGA